AUGAAACCGCACUCUGCACCCCUCCCACCACUCACUCCGCUGGCAUCUAACCACAUAUACGCCCGGAUAGCUAGAACACUCGACAAGCGCCUCGACCGGCUUUGCAAAGACCAUGGCAUCAAGAAAUGCCGUCACCGGGGACUGUACUGGGUGGGCGGCAAGUCCUGGCUCGAACACCCAGAUCGUGAUAACACGCUCCUUCUUGUCGUCGAGAUGACGGCAAAGGAUGCGAAGAAGGGAAAGUGGAGGCUGAUCGGUGCUGGGGUGAGGGAGAUGCUUGCUGGUAAGGAGUUGUUUCCCAACAAGCUCCAUGGCAUUUGCGUGCGGAAUUAUGUUGAGACGAAAGAGGAACUUCCGGAGCCGCUGUUCCAGGACGUCAACGUCCCGGUCAUCGAAGGGGUAGAAGUGGAUCCGGGUGCUGUAGUCGACAUGCAUGCCACCUCUCGAGCGCUCGAGGCCGACCGUCGGCGACUUACGGCUGUGAAGACCUCCCACGCCGGUCUCGUUGCCUGGACUCCUUAUGCCGCUUAG
Molecule: messenger RNA, 531 nt
Organism: Baudoinia panamericana UAMH 10762
Lineage: Eukaryota; Fungi; Ascomycota; Dothideomycetes; Mycosphaerellales; Teratosphaeriaceae
Exons: 1
Coding region: 1-531 (176 amino acids)
Source: RefSeq, a predicted model, not a curated record